Molecule: messenger RNA, 1539 nt
Organism: Rangifer tarandus platyrhynchus (Svalbard reindeer)
Lineage: Eukaryota; Metazoa; Chordata; Mammalia; Artiodactyla; Cervidae
Source: the annotation of a GenBank genome assembly
AUGGCCCGGCUGGUGCUGCAGAGCACACUACUGUGCCUGCUGCGCAUCGGGUUAGGCACCCAGGACUCGGACAGCUUCCUGCCCCACGCGCCUCACAACUGCCCCCACAAAUGCGUCUGUGCUGCCGACCUGCUGGAUUGCGCCGGCCUGGGGCUGCGGGAGGUGCCGGUCACGUUACCGGCCGCGGCUGCAGACCUCGACCUGAGCCACAACGCGCUCCAGCGCCUGCCCCCCGGCUGGCUGGCGCCCCUCUCCCGGCUCCACACCCUGCAUUUAAAUCACAAUGAGCUGGAGGCGCUGGGUCGGGGAGUUUUCACCAACGCCAGUGGCCUGCGGGUGCUUGAUCUAUCAUCUAACGCCCUGCGGGCACUUGGCCGCCACGACCUCGACGGGCUGGGAGCGCUAGAGACGCUGCUUCUGUUCAAUAACCACCUGGCGCACUUGGACGAACGUGCCUUCCACCGCUUGGGCACACUCCGUCGUCUCUACCUGGGCCGCAACGAACUCUCGUUCUUCUCUUUCAACCACCUGCACGGGCUGGGCUCAGCCCACCUGCGUGUUCUGGAUCUCUCCUCCAACCGCAUAGGACGCACCCCUGUGCCUGACCUGGCAGCGCUGCCUGCCUUUCUCAAGAAUGGCCUUUACCUGCACAAUAACCCGUUACCCUGUGACUGCCGUCUCUACCACCUGCUGCAACGCUGGCACCAGCGGGGGCUCAGUGCCGUGAGCGACUUUGCCCGCGAGUACACCUGCCUGGCCUUCAAGGUACCCACCUCCCGCGUGCGCUUCUUUGCGCACAACCGUGUCUUCGAGAACUGCUCGGUGGCCCUGGCAAAGGACCUGGAGCGGCCAGAAGAGCAGCUGCACGUACAGGUGGGGCGGUCCCUGCGGCUACACUGCAACACCAGCGCCCCAGCCCUGCACGUGGCCUGGGUUUCCCCGCAGCACGAGCUGCUCGUGGCACCAGGAUCUCGCAAUGGCAGCAUCACAGUGCUGGCCGACGGUAGCCUGGCCAUCAGCAGCGUGCAGCCGUGGCAUGAGGGUGUCUUUGUGUGCCUUGCCACUGGGCCCCGCCUGCAUCACAACCAGACGCACGAGUACAAUGUGAGCGUGUCCUUUCCCCACCCAGAGCCCGACGCUUUCAACACCGGCUUCACCACGCUGCUGGGCUGUGCCGUGGGCCUGAUGCUCGUGCUCCUCUACCUGUUUGCGCCACCCUGCCCCGGCUGCCGCCGCUGCUACCACCGCACCUGCCGCUGCUGCCACCGCUGCCGCCGCUGGCCCCGGACACCCAGCCCGCUCCAGGAGCUGAGUGCACAGUCCUCGGUGCUCAGCAACACACCACCCGAUGCACCCACCCGCAAAGCCAGCGUCCACAAGCACGUGGUCUUUCUGGAGCCUGGCAGGAGGGGCCUCAAUGGUCGUGUGCAGCUAGCGGUAGCUGAGGACUUCGACCUCUACAAUCCCUCGGGCCUGCGGCUCAAGGCUGGCUCCGAGUCCACUAGCUCCACAGCCUCUGAAGGUCUGGUGAUGACCUAG